AUGAGCGACGGAACAUCUUCGGAAGCAAGCUACAGCUACGAGUCGGAGUCUCAGCACUGGGAGUUCGGUGACUACGACUAUCUCGACGAUGCUGACGACCAAGUUGAAGUUGAAGACGCCCAAUUUGAAGAUAAUCGGCAACCACUCGCGUUGGGCAUGACCCGUUCGUCGUCCCAAGACGCUCGCGAAGAUCAGCAGCUGGUGACUGACCAGGAUCGAGAUGGUGAAGGUGGGCCCAGGCUGCAAGACAGCAACGAGGACGGCGGAACCGAGGGGGGGCAACGCCGCGACCAAUUGCGGAACACGGGGGUGAGGAGGUGGGAGAUGAUGACUCUGAAAACGACGCGGGUGACGAAAUGGAUCCUAGGGCGGAACAAGCUGGUGGGAACGAUGGCGCUAACUCUGACGACGACGGCAAUCAUGUUCGACGCCAUUCAACUGUCAUCCAUCUUAACGGGUAUCAGUACACCCGAGCGCGUCAGUCACGUGGCUACUGUGAUCGCCCCUGCAGCAGCUGCAGCAGCCGUAGACGUCUCUACACGGAUGGAAGCAGAGACAGACCGCCUCGCGACGACCAAUCAAGGGAUGACAGCUCAGCAAAUCUGGGAGUCUGUGAGUCAACGAUUUUAUCGACGCGACGACGGGAUGGUGAUCAGGGGUCUCACUCACACGGCUCCAAGUGAUGGGGCGCGGACCGAUUUGACGUUCUUCCAGUUCCAGCAUAUCUACCAUGAGGCUGGCCACCUUCAAAGUAUUAUCGGAUGGGCACACCCGCGUCUGCUUGAGCUGCUCCGGUAUCCUGGCAUUCAGCUUUUCAUCGACGGCACAUUUCGUUCGGUGCCUCGCUCAUUUCACCAGUGUGUGGUUGUGAUGGUGCAAGAUGCCGCUAGUCGAGUCUUUAUUCCGGUUGUCUACGUUCUGACAACGAACCGCGCCAUUCCGACGUACAACCGGCUGUUCCGAGAACUUUCCGACGGCGCGCGUAUCGGCUGCUUGUUUCACUGGAAGCAGGCGAUUCGCCGUCGGAUGAUUGCGCUGCACCUGCCAGCUCGCGAGAUUGGUAUUGCCAUGGAAGUUGGAGUGCUGGAUAUGCUGACGGUAGUGCCGCCUGCAGACCGCUACGUCCGCUUGCUGAACGACAUUACUAAUCGACGUGCCGGUUCCCCUCAACAAGGAGUUGUUCAACUCCCGGUACCAGUUCCGUUGACUCGCCAGGGGGCUCAACGGCGUCAGGCUCGCCGUGGAAGACGACAGACCCGGCAGGCCCGAUGGAACAACAAGACAUACGCGUAG
Molecule: messenger RNA, 1293 nt
Organism: Phytophthora sojae
Lineage: Eukaryota; Oomycota; Peronosporomycetes; Peronosporales; Peronosporaceae
Exons: 6
Coding region: 1-1293 (430 amino acids)
Source: RefSeq, a predicted model, not a curated record